AUGGCUGAUGUCCCUGACCUUUCUGCUUCGUCUCUCUUCGGCGGGUUCAAGGGGAAAGUAGCUGUUGUUACCGGCGGAGGCUCUGGCAUUGGUACUAUGAUCGCUACUGCGUACGUCCAGAACGGCGCGAAGGUCUACAUCUCGUCUCGCAAAGAGAAGCAACUGAAGGAGACUGCCGACGCUCUGAACAAAAUGGGACCCGGUAGCUGCGAAUACGUCGUCGCCGACCUCAGUAACAAAGCAGGCUGCGAUAAGCUGGUGAACGAGAUCAAGGCGAAGGAGAGCAAAAUACACGUUCUCGUCAACAACUCUGGCAUGUCUUGGGGCGCUCCCAUAGACAACUUCCCCGAGAAAGAAGGCUGGGAUAGGCUCUUUGCGUUAAAUGUCAAGAGCAUUUUUUACAUGACCGUCGGCUUGUCUGACCUGCUCGCCAAAGACGCGACGAACCACUCACCUGGCGUCGUGCUCAACAUGUCUUCCGUCGCAGGCAUCAACCCUGUCGCCGAGUCCGGCCGCCUAAGCGCGAACAACAGCAGCGUCUACAGCUACAAUGCGAGCAAAGCGGCUGUCAACCACCUCACCUCUUCGCUCGCCGUCACCUUCGCCAAACGCUUCGUGACAGUGAACGCGAUAUGCCCCGGGGUGUUCCCGUCCAAGAUGACGGCCUUUGGUGUGAAGAAGGCAGGUGGCGCUGAGGCUAUGGGCCGCGAUAACCCAUUCAAGCGCAUCGGCGAGCCUCGCGAUAUGGCUGGACUGGCAUUGUUCCUCUCGAGCCCGGCAGGAGCAUAUAUCACCGGCGCACAUAUCGCGCUAGAUGGAGGAGCCACGCUUUCAAGAGGUGCCGAUAUGCUUGGUGGAUCUCAACCGAAACUUUGA
Molecule: messenger RNA, 876 nt
Organism: Peniophora sp. CBMAI 1063
Lineage: Eukaryota; Fungi; Basidiomycota; Agaricomycetes; Russulales; Peniophoraceae
Source: the annotation of a GenBank genome assembly